Molecule: messenger RNA, 585 nt
Organism: Rhincodon typus (whale shark)
Lineage: Eukaryota; Metazoa; Chordata; Chondrichthyes; Orectolobiformes; Rhincodontidae
Product: complement C1q-like protein 2
Exons: 1
Molecular function (GO): protein binding
Source: RefSeq, a predicted model, not a curated record
GCCAUUGGGGUGGCCAUGGUGUUGGUUCUGCUCAUCGCCAUCCCUUUGCUGGUCCAAAGCUCCAAGGCGUCUGCUCACUACGAGAUGCUGGGCAGCUGCAGGAUGGUCUGUGACCCUUACAGCCCAAAGCCUAGCUCCACAGCGGCAGAAGCCAUCCAGGAUUUGGCGGUGAUGUCCCCUCCACCUUUCAUCCACGGGGGUAAAGGCGACCAGGGUCGCCGAGGUAAACCGGGACCCAGGGGUCCUCCGGGAGAACCUGGACCCCCAGGGCCGAGAGGUCCACCCGGCGAAUGGGGGGAUCUGGGCAAACCGGGUCCUCCUGGGCCACCGGGUUCAGGACCAGGAACAUUCAGCACAGCCUUCCAUAGCCCUAAGAUCGCUUUCUACGCCGGCCUUAAGAAACCCCACGAGGGCUACGAGGUUCUUAAGUUUGACGAUGUUGUGACUAACGUUGGGAACCACUACGAGGCUUCUACGGGCAAAUUCACCUGCACCGUGCCCGGUAUCUACUUCUUCACUUACCAUGUCCUGAUGAGAGGAGGGGACGGCACCAGCAUGUGGGCUGACCUUUGCAAGAAUGGCCAG